Molecule: messenger RNA, 1317 nt
Organism: Ciona intestinalis (vase tunicate)
Lineage: Eukaryota; Metazoa; Chordata; Ascidiacea; Phlebobranchia; Cionidae
Source: RefSeq, a predicted model, not a curated record
CUUAUUGUUUAGACUGUUAUUUAUCUUCAGCGGUUAGGGUUAGAUGGUAGUUAGUUUAAGGUCAUGCUUUCAACUUUAACUUGCGGGGCUACAACGGCCACGACAAACAGCCACGUCUCCAUGAUGGGGAAGCCGAAUAAUGGAGUGGACGGUUUCGUGAGUGAUGGCAGUUUAGACGAGGAACCUCAAGUCCGGAUGCGGGUCGGAGAGAUGUAUCAAGCGAAAGUUCCUCCUGUGGAUGAAAUCGUCGGGAAACAACUUCCACAUUCCAAAGAAGGAAUCCUUAUAUGGUGUCCAAGUGAAAGUUUGUCCGAUCAUGAAUUGAAUGAAUUUUGUGAAGCGGCCAAAGUAAAACAUCAGUAUAACACAGAACAAGCCCUUGGGAUGUUGUUCUGGCACAAACAUGACGUCUCCAAGUCGUUGAGUGAUAUGCAAAACUUCACACCGAUGCCUGACGAGUGGUCAGCUGAGGAUAAAGUAUUGUUUGAACAAGCCUAUAAUUUCCAUGGGAAAAAUUUUCGCAAAAUCCAACAGUUAGUUCCUGAUAAAGAAAUGGGACAACUUGUUAAACAUUAUUACAUUUGGAAGAACUCUAGACUUAAGACAUCAUUAAUGGAUAAGCAUGCAGGAGUUAAAGGCGGCAAGGGUGGUGAUGGUAGCGAUGGGGAGGGGAUGGAUCUCGGAGAGUACGAGGAUAAUGACGAUAAGAUGAGGAUUGUGGAAGACACGAUUGAGGUGAAACACAAGUUGCCGAAGGGGAUUGACUUGUCGGUUGAUGACAUCACUACGUUAGGGGAACACCCGGGAAGUCCCCAUGAUUACAUUUCCACACUGGAGGAAAAUAUUGUUGCGAUAAAAAGGCAGGUCCAGUCGUUAAAGCAAGAAUGCGGGCAGUUUGAUAUCAGGGAGGGAGACCUGGUCGAACAAAGUGAUGAACAGGUUGUUGAUGGUUGGACGAACACAGAGUUGCUGCUCGCUGUUAAAGCUGUUCGGAAGUUUGGACAAAAUUACGAAUCAAUCGCUGGCACCAUCGGCACUAAAAGUGUCGCACAAAUUAAAAACUUUUUCUCCACUUAUAAAAAUGAACUAAAGUUAGAUGAAGUACUGAAAGAGCACAAAGAGGAAAUAAUCACAAACGGAGAUUAGGUUUCAAACAACUCUAAAGUUUAUUCCUGUUUAUAAACAUGUCUAAUCUAAAUAUUUGAUAUUUUAAUCUGAACUUCUUUAUUUGUUGUUGUUGUCAUACUUAAUUCACAACUUUCAAUUGAAAUUACAAAUUGGAAUAAUAUGAUUAAAGUGUGGACACUUGUACAUAGA